Closterium sp. NIES-65 is the source of this 12210-nucleotide messenger RNA. NCBI's taxonomy places the organism in Eukaryota, Viridiplantae, Streptophyta, Zygnematophyceae, Desmidiales, Closteriaceae. The record is from the annotation of a GenBank genome assembly.
AUGCUCUUGCCGAACACCCUGGAGGGUUGCAAUGCUCUUGCCGGACACCCCGGAGCGUUGCAAUGCUCUUGUCGAACACCCUGGAGCAUUGCAAGGCUCUUGCCAGACACCCUGGAGCGCUGCAAUGCUCUUGCCGACCACCCGAGAACGUUGCAAUGCUCUUGCCGACCACCCGAGAGCGUUGCAAUGCUCUUGCCGGACACCCUGGAGCAUUCCAUCCCCUUCUCCCAGAUUUCAUCCCCUUCUCCCAUUCCAUCCCCUUCUCCAAGAUUCCAUCCCCUUCUCCCUCGUUCCAUCCCCUUCUCCCAGAUUCCAUCCCCUACUCCCAGAUUCCAUCCCCUUCUCCAAGAUUCCAUCCCCUUCUCCCCGAUUCCAGCCCCUUCUCCCAGAUUCCAUCCCCUUCUCCCAAAUUCCAUCCCCUUCUCCCAAAUUCCAUCCCUUUCUCCCAGAUUCCAUCCCCUUCUCCUCGAUUCCAUCCCCUUCUCCCUCGUUCCAUCCCCUUCUCCCCGAUUCCAUCCCCUUCUCCCAGAUUCCAUCCCCUUCUCCCCGAUUCCACCCCCUUUUCCGAGAUUCCAUCCCCUUCUCCUAGAUUCUAUCACCUUCUCCCAGAUUCCAUCCCCUUCUCCCAGAUUCCAUCCCCUUCUCCCCGAUUCCAUCCCCUUCUCCCAAAUUCCAUCCCCUUCUCCCAGAUUCCAUCCCCUUCUCCCAGAUUUCAUCCCCUUCUCCCAGAUUCCAUCCCCUUCUCCCAGAUUCCAUCCCCUUCUCCCUCGUUCCAUCCCCUUCUCUCAGAUUCCAUGCCCUACUCCCAGAUUCCAUCCCCUUCUCCAAGAUUCCAUCCCCUUCUCCCCGAUUCCAGCCCCUUCUCCCAGAUUCCAUCCCCUUCUCCCAAAUUCCAUCCCUUUCUCCCAGAUUCCAUCCCCUUCUCCUCGAUUCCAUCCCCUUCUCCCUCGUUCCAUCCCCUUCUCCCCGAUUCCAUCCCCUUCUCCCAGAUUCCAUCCCCUUCUCCCCGAUUCCACCCCCUUUUCCGAGAUUCCAUCCCCUUCUCCUAGAUUCUAUCACCUUCUCCCAGAUUCCAUCCCCUUCUCCCAGAUUCCAUCCCCUUCUCCCCGAUUCCAUCCCCUUCUCCCAAAUUCCAUCCCCUUCUCCCAGAUUCCAUCCCCUUCUCCCAGAUUCCAUCCCCUUCUCCCAGAUUCCAUCCCCUUCUCCCAUAUUCCAUCCCCUUCUCUCAGAUUCCAUCCCCUUCUCCCAGAUUCCAUCCCCUCCUCCCAGAUUCCAUCCCCUUCUCCCAGAUUCCAUCCCCUUCUCCCUCAUUCCAUCCCCUUCUCCCACAUUCCAUCCCCUUCUCCCAGAUUCCAUCCUUCUCCCAGAUUCCAUCCCCUUCUCCCAUAUUCUAUCCCCUUCUCCCAGAUUCAUCCCCUUCUCCAUCAUUCCAUCCCCUUCUCCCAGAUUCUGUCCCGUUCUCCCAGAUUCCAUCCCCUUCUCCCAGAUUCCAUCCCCUUCUUCCAGAUUCCAUCCUCUUCUCCCUCAUUCCAUAUCGUUCUCCCAUAUUCCAUCCCCUUCUUCCAGAUUCCAUCCCCUUCUCCCAUAUUCCAUCCCCUUCUCCCCGAUUCCAUACCCUUCUCCCAGAUUACAUUUCCUUCUCCUAGAUUCCAUCCCCUUCUCCCAGAUUCCAUCCCCUUCUCCCAUAUUCCAUCCCCUUCUCCCAGAUUCCAUCCCCUUCUGCCAGAUUCCAUCCCCUUCUCCCAGAUUCCAUCCCCUUCUCCCAGAUUCCAUCCCCUUCUCCCAGAUUCCAUCCCCUUCUCCCAGAUUCCAUUCCCUCUACCCAGAUUCCAUCCCCUUCUCCCAGAUUCCAUCCCCUUCUCCCUCAUUCUAUCCCCUUCUCCCAGAUUCCAUCCCCUUCUCCCAGAUUCCAUCCCCUUCUCCCAGAUUCCAUCCCCUUCUUCUAGAUGCCAUCCCCUUCUCCCAGAUUCCAUCCCCUUCUCCCAGAUUCCAUCCCCUUCUCCCAGAUUCCAUCCCCUUCUCCCAUAUUCCAUCCCUUUCUCCCAGAUUCCAUCCCCUUCUCCCAGAUUCCAUCCCCUUCUCCCAGAUUCCAUCCCCUUCUCCCAGAUUCCAUCUCCUUCUCCCAGAUUCCACCCCCUUCUCCCAGAUUCCAUCCCUCUCUCCCAAAUUCCACCCCCUUCUCCCAGAUUCCAUCCCCUUCUCCCAGAUUCCAUCCCCUUCUCCCUGAUUCCAUCCCCUUCUCCUAGAUUCGAUCCCCUUCUCCCAGAUUCCAUCCCCUUCUCCCAGAAUUCCAUCCCCUUCUCUCAGAUUCCAUCCCCUUCUCCCAUAUUCCAUCCCCUUCUCCCAGAUUCCAUCCCCUUCUGCCAGAUUCCAUCCCCUUCUCCCAGAUUCCAUCCCCUUCUCCCAGAUUCCAUCCCCUUCUCCCAGAUUCCAUCCCCUUCUCCCAAAUUCCAUCCCCUCCUCCCAGAUUCCAUCCCCUUCUCCCAGAUUCCAUCCCCUUCUCCCUCAUUCUAUCCCCUUCUCCCAGAUUCCAUCCCCUUCUCCCAGAUUCCAUCCCCUUCUCCCAGAUUCCAUCCCCUUCUCCCAGAUUCCAUCCCCUUCUCCCAGAUUCCAUCCCCUUCUCCCAGAUUCCAUCCCCUUCUCCCUGAUUCCAUCCCCUUCUCCCAGAUUCCAUCCCUUCUCCCAGAUUCCAUCCCCUUCUCCCAGAUUCCAUCCCCUUCUCCCAGAUUCCAUCCCCUUCUCCUAGAUUUGCAUCCCCUUCUCCCAGAUUUCAUCUCCUUCUCCCAGAUUCCACCCCCUUCUCCCACAUUCCAUCCCCUUCUCCCAGAUUCCAUCCCUUCUCCCAGAUUCCAUCCCCUUCUCCCAGAUUCCAUCCCCUUCUCCCAGAUUCCAUCCCCUUCUCCUAGAUUCCAUCCCCUUCUCCUAGAUUCCAUCCCCUUCUCCCAGAUCCCAUCCCCUUCUCCUAGAUUCCAUCCCCUUCUCCCUGAUUCCAUCCCCUUCUCCCAUAUUCCAUCCCCUUCUCCCAUAUUCCAUCCCCUUCUCCGAGAUUCCAUCCCCUUGUCCUCGAUUCCAUCCCCUUCUCCCUCGUUCCAUUCCAUCCCCUUCUCCCAGAUUCCAUCCCCUUCUCCCAGAUUCCAUCCCCUUCUCCCUGAUUCCAUCCCCUUCUCCCAGAUUCCAUCCCUUCUCCCAGAUUCCAUCCCCUUCUCCCAGAUUCCAUCCCCUUCUCCCAGAUUCCAUCCCCUUCUCCUAGAUUCCAUCCCCUUCUCCCAGAUUUCAUCCCCUUCUCCCAGAUUCCACCCCCUUCUCCCACAUUCCAUCCCCUUCUCCCAGAUCCCAUCCCCUUCUCCUAGAUUCCAUCCCCUUCUCCCAGAUUCCAUCCCCUUCUCCCACAUUCCAUCCCCUUCUCCUAGAUUCCAUCCCCUUCUCCCAAAUUCCAUCCCCUUCUCCCAGAUUCCAUCCCCUUCUCCCAUAUUCCAUCCCCUUCUCCCAGAUUCCAUCCCCUUCUCCUCGAUUCCAUCCCCUUCUCCCUCAUUCCAUCCCCUUCUCCCAGAUUCCAUCCCCUCCUCCCAGAUUCCAUCCCCUUCUCCCAGAUUCCAUCCCCUUCUCCCUCAUUCUAUCCCCUUCUCCCAGAUUCCAUCCCCUUCUCCCAGAUUCCAUCCCCUUCUCCCAGAUUCCAUCCCCUUCUCCCAGAUUCCAUCCCCUUCUCCCAGAUUCCAUCCCCUUCUCCCAGAUUCCAUCCCCUUCUCCCAGAUUCCAUCCCCUUCUCCCAUAUUCCAUCCCCUUCUCCCAGAUUCCAUCCCCUUCUGCCAGAUUCCAUCCCCUUCUCCCAGAUUCCAUCCCCUUCUCCCAGAUUCCAUCCCCUUCUCCCAGAUUCCAUCCCCUUCUCCCAGAUUCCAUCCCCUCCUCCCAGAUUCCAUCCCCUUCUCCCAGAUUCCAUCCCCUUCUCCCUCAUUCUAUCCCCUUCUCCCAGAUUCCAUCCCCUUCUCCCAGAUUCCAUCCCCUUCUCCCAGAUUCCAUCCCCUUCUCCCAGAUUCCAUCCCCUUCUCCCAGAUUCCAUCCCCUUCUCCCAGAUUCCAUCCCCUUCUCCCUGAUUCCAUCCCCUUCUCCCAGAUUCCAUCCCUUCUCCCAGAUUCCAUCCCCUUCUCCCAGAUUCCAUCCCCUUCUCCCAGAUUCCAUCCCCUUCUCCUAGAUUCCAUCCCCUUCUCCCAGAUUUCAUCCCCUUCUCCCAGAUUCCACCCCCUUCUCCCACAUUCCAUCCCCUUCUCCCAGAUCCCAUCCCCUUCUCCUAGAUUCCAUCCCCUUCUCCCAUAUUCCAUCCCCUUCUCCUAUAUUCCAUCCCCUUCUCCCAUAUUCCAUCCCCUUCUCCGAGAUUCCAUCCCCUUGUCCUCGAUUCCAUCCCCUUCUCCCUCGUUCCAUUCCAUCCCCUUCUCCCAGAUUUCAUCCCCUUCUCCCAGAUUCCACCCCCUUCUCCCACAUUCCAUCCCCUUCUCCCAGAUCCCAUCCCCUUCUCCUAGAUUCCAUCCCCUUCUCCCAGAUUCCAUCCCCUUCUCCCACAUUCCAUCCCCUUCUCCUAGAUUCCAUCCCCUUCUCCCAAAUUCCAUCCCCUUCUCCCAGAUUCCAUCCCCUUCUCCCAUAUUCCAUCCCCUUCUCCCAGAUUCCAUCCCCUUCUCCUCGAUUCCAUCCCCUUCUCCCUCAUUCCAUCCCCUUCUCCCAAAUUCCAUCCCCUUCUCCCAGAUUCCAUCCCCUUCUCUCAGAAUCCAUCCCCUUCUCCCAAAUUCCAUCCCCUUCUCCUCGAUUCCAUCCCCUUCUCCCAAAUUCCAUCCCCUUCUCCCAGAUUCCAUCCCCUUCUCCCAGAUUCCAUCCCCUUCUCCCAGAUUCCAUCCCCUUCUCCCAGAUUCCAUCCCCUUCUCCCUCAUUCCAUCCCCUUCUCCCAGAUUCCAUCCCCUUCUCCCUGAUUCCAUCCUUCUCCUAGAUUCCAUCCCCUUCUCCCAGAUUCUAUCCCCUUCUCCUAGAUUCUAUCCCCUUCUCCAAGAUUCCAUCCCCUUCUCCCAGAUUCCAUCCCCUUCUCCCAGAUUCCAUCCCCUUCUCUCAGAAUCCAUCCCCUUCUCCCAAAUUCCAUCCCCUUCUCCUCGAUUCCAUCCCCUUCUCCCAAAUUCCAUCCCCUUCUCCCAGAUUCCAUCCCCUUCUCCCAGAUUCCAUCCCCUUCUCCCAGAUUCCAUCCCCUUCUCCCUGAUUCCACCCCCUUCUCCCAGAUUCCAUCCCCUUCUCCCAGAUUCCAUCCCCUUCUCCCAGAUUCCAUCCCCUUCUCCCAUAUUCCAUCCCCUUCUCCCAGAUUCCAUCCCCUUCUGCCUGAUUCCAUCCCCUUCUCCCAGAUUCCAUCCCCUUCUCCCAGAUUCAAUCCCCUUCUCCCAGAUUCCAUCCCCUUCUCCCAGAUUCCAUCCCCUCCUCCCAGAUUCCAUCCCCUUCUCCCAGAUUCCAUCCCCUUCUCCCUCAUUCUAUCCCCUUCUCCCAGAUUCCAUCCCCUUCUCCCAGAUUCCAUCCCCUUCUCCCAGAUUCCAUCCCCUUCUCCCAGAUUCCAUCCCCUUCUCCCAGAUUCCAUCCCCUUCUCCCAGAUUCCAUCCCCUUCUCCCUGAUUCCAUCCCCUUCUCCCAGAUUCCAUCCCUUCUCCCAGAUUCUAUCCCCUUCUCCCAGAUUACAUCCCCUUCUCCCAGAUUCCAUCCCGUUCUCCCAGAUUCCAUCCCCUUCUCCCUCGUUCCAUCCCCUUCUCCCAGAUUCCAUCCCCUACUCCCAGAUUCCAUCCCCUUCUCCCAGAUUCCAUCCCCUUCUCCCCGAUUCCAAUUCCAUCCCCUUCUCCCAGAUUCCAUCCCCUUCUCCCAGAUUCCAUCCCCUUCUCCCAGAUUCCAUCCCCUUCUCCCUGAUUCCAUCCCCUUCUCCCAGAUUCCAUCCCUUCUCCUAGAUUCUAUCACCUUCUCCCUGAUUCCAUCCCCUUCUCCCAGAUUCCAUCCCCUUCUCCCCGAUUCCAUCCCCUUCUCCCAAAUUCCAUCCCCUUCUCCCAUAUUCCAUCCCCUUCUCCCAGAUUCCAUCCCUUUCUCCCAGAUUCCAUCCCCUUCUCCCAUAUUCCAUCCCCUUCUCUCAGAUUCUAUCCCCUUCUCCCAUAUUCCAUCCCCUUCUCCCAGAUUCCAUCCCCUUCUCCCUCAUUCCAUCCCCUUCUCCCAGAUUCCAUCCCCUUCUCCCAGAUUCCAUCCCCUUCUCCCAGAUUCCAUCCCCUCCUCCCAGAUUCCAUCCCCUUCUCCCAGAUUCCAUCCCCUUCUCCCUCAUUCUAUCCCCUUCUCCCAGAUUCCAUCCCCUUCUCCCAGAUUCCAUCCCCUUCUCCCAGAUUCCAUCCCCUUCUCCCAGAUUCCAUCCCCUUCUCCUCGAUUCCAUCCCCUUCUCCCAGAUUCCAUCCCCUUUUCCCAGAUUCCAUCCCCUUCUCCCAGAUUCCAUCCCCUUCUCCCAAAUUCCAUCCCCUUCUCCCAGAUUCCAUCCCCUUCUCCCAGAUUCCAUCCCUUUCUCCCAGAUUCCAUCCCCUUCUCCCAUAUUCCAUCCCCUUCUCUCAGAUUCUAUCCCCUUCUCCCAGAUUCCAUCCCCUUCUCCCUGAUUCCAUCGCCUUCUCCCAGAUUCCAUCCCCUUCUCCCUCAUUCUAUCCCCUUCUCCCAGAUUCCAUCCCCUUCUCCCAGAUUCCAUCCCCUUCUCCCAGAUUCCAUCCCCUUCUCCCAGAUUCCAUCCCCUUCUCCCAGAUUCCAUCCCCUUCUCCCAGAUUACAUCCCCUUCUCCCAGAUUCCAUCCCGUUCUCCCAGAUUCCAUCCCCUUCUCCCUCGUUCCAUCCCCUUCUCCCAGAUUCCAUCCCCUACUCCCAGAUUCCAUCCCCUUCUCCCCGAUUCCAAUUCCAUCCCCUUCUCCCAGAUUCCAUCCCUUUCUCCCAGAUUCCAUCCCCUCCUCCCAGAUUCCAUCCCCUUCUCCCAGAUUCCAUCCCCUUCUCCCUCAUUCUAUCCCCUUCUCCCAGAUUCCAUCCCCUUCUCCCAGAUUCCAUCCCCUUCUCCCAGAUUCCAUCCCCUUCUCCCAGAUUCCAUCCCCUUCUCCCAGAUUCCAUUCCCUUCUCCCAGAUUCCAUCCCCUUCUCCCAGAUUCCAUCCCCUUCUCCCAGAUUCCAUCCCCUUCUCCCAGAUUCCAUCCCCUUCUCCCAGAUUCCAUCCCCUUCUCCCUGAUUCCAUCCCCUUCUCCCAGAUUCCAUCCCUUCUCCCAGAUUCCAUCCCCUUCUCCCAGAUUACAUCCCCUUCUCCCAGAUUCCAUCCCGUUCUCCCAGAUUCCAUCCCCUUCUCCUUCGUUCCAUCCCCUUCUCCCAGAUUCCAUCCCCUACUCCCAGAUUCCAUCCCCUUCUCCCAGAUUCCAUCCCCUUCUCCCCGAUUCCAGUCCCUUCCCCCAAAUUCCAUCCCCUUCUCCCAAAUUCCAUCCCCUUCUCCCAGAUUCCAUCCCCUUCUCCCAGAUUCCAUCCCCUUCUCCCAGAUUCCAUCCCCUUCUCCCAGAUUCCAUCCCCUUCUCCCAGAUUCCAUCCCCUUCUCCCAGAUUCCAUCCCCUUCUCCCAGAUUCCCUCCCCUUCUCCCAGAUUCCAUCCCCUUCUCCCAAAUUCCAUCCCCUUCUCCCAGAUUCCAUCCCCUUCUCCCAGAUUCCAUCCCUUUCUCCCAGAUUCCAUCCCCUUCUCCCAUAUUCCAUCCCCUUCUCUCAGAUUCUAUCCCCUUCUCCCAGAUUCCAUCCCCUUCUCCCAGAUUCCAUCCCCUUCUCCCAGAUCCAUCCCCUUCUCCCAGAUUCCAUCCCCUUCUCCCAGAUUCCAUCCCCUUCUCCCAGAUUCCAUCCCCUUCUCCCAGAUUCCAUCCCCUCCUCCCAGAUUCCAUCCCCUUCUCCCAGAUUCCAUCCCCUUCUCCCUCAUUCUAUCCCCUUCUCCCACAUUCCAUCCCCUUCUCCCAGAUUCCAUCCCCUUCUCCCAGAUUCCAUCCCCUUCUCCCAGAUUCCAUCCCCUUCUCCCAGAUUCCAUCCCCUUCUCCCAGAUUCCAUCCCUUCUCCUGAUUCCAUCCCCUUCUCCCAGAUUCCAUCCCUUCUCCCGGAUUCCAUCCCCUUCUCCCAUAUUACAUCCCCUUCUUCCAGAUUCCAUCCCCUUCUCCCAGAUUCCAUCCCCUUCUCCCUCGUUCCAUCCCCUUCUCCCAGAUUCCAUCCCCUACUCCCAGAUUCCAUCCCCUUCUCCCAGAUUCCAUCCCCUUCUCCCCGAUUCCAAUUCCAUCCCCUUCUCCCCGAUUCCACCCCCUUUUCCGAGAUUUCAUCCCCUUCUCCUAGAUUCUAUCACCUUCUCCCAGAUUCCAUCCCCUUCUCCCAGAUUCCAUCCCCUUCUCCCACAUUCCAUCCCCUUCUCCCAGAUUCCAUCCCCUCCUCCCAGAUUCCAUCCCCUUCUCCCAGAUUCCAUCCCCUUCUCCCUCAUUCUAUCCCCUUCUCCCAGAUUCCAUCCCCUUCUCCCAGAUUCCAUCCCCUUCUCCCAGAUUCCAUCCCCUUCUCCCAGAUUCCAUCCCCUUCUCCCAGAUUCCAUCCCCUUCUCCCAGAUUCCAUCCCCUUCUCCCUGAUUCCAUCCCCUUCUCCCAGAUUCCAUCCCUUCUCCCAGAUUCCAUCCCCUUCUCCCAGAUUACAUCCCCUUCUCCCAGAUUCCAUCUCGUUCUCCCAGAUUCCAUCCCGUUCUCCCUCGUUCCAUCCCCUUCUCCCAGAUUCCAUCCCCUUCUCCCAGAUUCCAUCCCCUUCUCCCAGAUUCCAUCCCCUUCUCCCCGAUUCCAAUUCCAUCCCCUUCUCCCUGAUUCCAUCCCCUUCUCCCAGAUUCCAUCCCCUUCUCCCAGAUUCCAUCCCUUUCUCCCAGAUUCCAUCCCCUCCUCCCAGAUUCCAUCCCCUUCUCCCAGAUUCCAUCCCCUUCUCCCUCAUUCUAUCCCCUUCUCCCAGAUUCCAUCCCCUUCUCCCAGAUUCCAUCCCCUUCUCCCAGAUUCCAUCCCCUUCUCCCAGAUUCCAUCCCCUUCUCCCAGAUUCCAUUCCCUUCUCCCAGAUUCCAUCCCCUUCUCCCAGAUUCCAUCCCCUUCUCCCAGAUUCCAUCCCCUUCUCCCAGAUUCCAUCCCCUUCUCCCAGAUUCCAUCCCCUUCUCCCUGAUUCCAUCCCCUUCUCCCAGAUUCCAUCCCUUCUCCCAGAUUCCAUCCCCUUCUCCCAGAUUACAUCCCCUUCUCCCAGAUUCCAUCCCGUUCUCCCAGAUUCCAUCCCCUUCUCCUUCGUUCCAUCCCCUUCUCCCAGAUUCCAUCCCCUACUCCCAGAUUCCAUCCCCUUCUCCCAGAUUCCAUCCCCUUCUCCCCGAUUCCAGUCCCUUCCCCCAAAUUCCAUCCCCUUCUCCCAAAUUCCAUCCCCUUCUCCCAGAUUCCAUCCCCUUCUCCCAGAUUCCAUCCCCUUCUCCCAGAUUCCAUCCCCUUCUCCCAGAUUCCAUCCCCUUCUCCCAGAUUCCAUCCCCUUCUCCCAGAUUCCAUCCCCUUCUCCCAGAUUCCCUCCCCUUCUCCCAGAUUCCAUCCCCUUCUCCCAAAUUCCAUCCCCUUCUCCCAGAUUCCAUCCCCUUCUCCCAGAUUCCAUCCCUUUCUCCCAGAUUCCAUCCCCUUCUCCCAUAUUCCAUCCCCUUCUCUCAGAUUCUAUCCCCUUCUCCCAGAUUCCAUCCCCUUCUCCCAGAUUCCAUCCCCUUCUCCCAGAUCCAUCCCCUUCUCCCAGAUUCCAUCCCCUUCUCCCAGAUUCCAUCCCCUUCUCCCAGAUUCCAUCCCCUUCUCCCAGAUUCCAUCCCCUCCUCCCAGAUUCCAUCCCCUUCUCCCAGAUUCCAUCCCCUUCUCCCUCAUUCUAUCCCCUUCUCCCACAUUCCAUCCCCUUCUCCCAGAUUCCAUCCCCUUCUCCCAGAUUCCAUCCCCUUCUCCCAGAUUCCAUCCCCUUCUCCCAGAUUCCAUCCCCUUCUCCCAGAUUCCAUCCCCUUCUCCCUGAUUCCAUCCCCUUCUCCCAGAUUCCAUCCCUUCUCCCGGAUUCCAUCCCCUUCUCCCAUAUUACAUCCCCUUCUUCCAGAUUCCAUCCCCUUCUCCCAGAUUCCAUCCCCUUCUCCCUCGUUCCAUCCCCUUCUCCCAGAUUCCAUCCCCUACUCCCAGAUUCCAUCCCCUUCUCCCAGAUUCCAUCCCCUUCUCCCCGAUUCCAAUUCCAUCCCCUCCUCCCAGAUUCCAUCCCCUUCUCCCAGAUUCCAUCCCCUUCUCCCUCAUUCUAUCCCCUUCUCCCAGAUUCCAUCCCCUUCUCCCAGAUUCCAUCCCCUUCUCCCAGAUUCCAUCCCCUUCUCCCAGAUUCCAUCCCCUUCUCCCAGAUUCCAUCCCCUUCUCCCAGAUUCCAUCCCCUUCUCCCUGAUUCCAUCCCCUUCUCCCAGAUUCCAUCCCUUCUCCCAGAUUCCAUCCCCUUCUCCCAGAUUACAUCCCCUUCUCCCAGAUUCCAUCUCGUUCUCCCAGAUUCCAUCCCGUUCUCCCUCGUUCCAUCCCCUUCUCCCAGAUUCCAUCCCCUUCUCCCAGAUUCCAUCCCCUUCUCCCAGAUUCCAUCCCCUUCUCCCCGAUUCCAGUCCCUUCCCCCAAAUUCCAUCCCUUUCUCCCAAAUUCCAUCCCCUUCUCCCAGAUUCCAUCCCCUUCUCCCAGAUUCCAUCCCCUUCUCCCAGAUUCCAUCCCCUUCUCCCAGAUUCCAUCCCCUUCUCCCAGAUUCCAUCCCCUUCUCCCAGAUUCCAUCCCCUUCUCCCAGAUUCCAUCCCCUUCUCCCAGAUUCCAUCCCCUUCUCCCAAAUUCCAUCCCCUUCUCCCAGAUUCCAUCCCCUUCUCCUAGAUUCCAUCCCUUUCUCCCAGAUUCCAUCCCCUUCUCCCAUAUUCCAUCCCCUUCUCUCAGAUUCUAUCCCCUUCUCCCAGAUUCCAUCCCCUUCUCCCAGAUUCCAUCCCCUUCUCCCAGAUCCAUCCCUUUCUCCCAGAUUCCAUCCCCUUCUCCGAGAUUCCAUCCCCUUCUCCCAGAUUCCAUCCCCUUCUCCCAGAUUCCAUCCCCUCCUCCCAGAUUCCAUCCCCUUCCCCCUGAUUCCAUCCCCUUCUCCCAGAUUCCAUCCCUUCUCCCAGAUUCCAUCCCCUUCUCCAAGAUUACAUCCCCUUCUCCCAGAUUCCAUCCCCUUCUCCCAGAUUCCAUCCCCUUCUCCCUCGUUCCAUCCCCUUCUCCCAGAUUCCAUCCCCUACUCCCAGAUUCCAUCCCCUUCUCCCCGAUUCCAUCCCCUUCUCCCAGAUUCCAUCCCCUUCUCCCAGAUUCCAUCCCCUUCUCCCAGAUUCCAUCCCCUUCUCCCAGAUUCCAUCCCCUUCUCCCAGAUUCCAUCCCCUUCUCCCAGAUUCCAUCCCCUUCUCCCUGAUUCCAUCCCCUUUUCCAGAUUCCAUCCCUUCUCCCAGAUUCCAUCCCCUUCUCCCAGAUUACAUCCCCUUCUCCCAGAUUCCAUCUCGUUCUCCCAGAUUCCAUCCCGUUCUCCCUCGUUCCAUCCCCUUCUCCCAGAUUCCAUCCCCUUCUCCCAGAUUCCAUCCCCUUCUCCCAGAUUCCAUCCCCUUCUCCCCGAUUCCAAUUCCAUCCCCUUCUCCCAGAUUCCAUCCCCUUCUCCCAGAUUCCAUCCCCUUCUCCCAGAUUCCAUCCCCUUCUCCCAGAUUCCAUCCCCUUCUCCCAGAUUCCAUCCCCUUCUCCCAAAUUCCAUCCCCUUCUCCCAGAUUCCAUCCCCUUCUCCUAGAUUCCAUCCCUUUCUCCCAGAUUCCAUCCCCUUCUCCCAUAUUCCAUCCCCUUCUCUCAGAUUCUAUCCCCUUCUCCCAGAUUCCAUCCCCUUCUCCCAGAUUCCAUCCCCUUCUCCCAGAUCCAUCCCUUUCUCCCAGAUUCCAUCCCCUUCUCCGAGAUUCCAUCCCCUUCUCCCAGAUUCCAUCCCCUUCUCCCAGAUUCCAUCCCCUCCUCCCAGAUUCCAUCCCCUUCCCCCUGAUUCCAUCCCCUUCUCCCAGAUUCCAUCCCUUCUCCCAGAUUCCAUCCCCUUCUCCAAGAUUACAUCCCCUUCUCCCAGAUUCCAUCCCCUUCUCCCAGAUUCCAUCCCCUUCUCCCUC